Messenger RNA from Orbicella faveolata, 6828 nucleotides. RefSeq lists its product as uncharacterized. The record is from RefSeq and is a predicted model, not a curated record. NCBI's taxonomy places the organism in Eukaryota, Metazoa, Cnidaria, Anthozoa, Scleractinia, Merulinidae. Gene Ontology annotation, molecular function: protein binding.
UCCCUGCCUACAGUUUAUCUUAGGGCUAGACAUAAAAAUUAAUAACAUCCAAUUGUAUUGUUAAGUCUAUUCCACCGACAUUUACAUGUAACACAAGGCCAAAAUCUCUUUACCCCACCCACCCCAGGUUUGUAACCUUACCAGAUCCUGAUGACAACCGCUACGUGUACUCAGUUAGCCACAGGUCUAUGCUUCAUAUUUAUAUCACCAUUUCCAUGACAGCAGUUCUGUUGAAUUCAGCGACACUUACCCUAUAGACAUAUAAUGUAAUUAACUGGGUGGCCUAGGGCUCAGCCGGCUCUUGAUUUGCUCAACGAAAUGCUGUUUGGAGGGAAAGGGAGAGAGCUGGUAAAAUCAACAUGAUCAUUAUCUUAGUGGUCAACUGUCGUACCUGUGAAAGUGGGAUAUAAGAGAGGGGAGGGAAGGCUGUGGAUGGAAUUUGAGAUGAAAGGCCUGAGUGGUCAGUAAAUGAAAGGCUAAUAGGGGAAGGGAGGGUUGGAAGGUUGGAUUUCCAAUUGUUGAAAAAAUCAAGUGAAUUAGGAAUAGUAACUAAAUUGUAGUUAAGAGAAUCAAAAUGCACCAGAGCGAUUUUCGGUUGAUAUCAUCCCGCAGAGAGAAAGAAUAUCUCAUCAGUAAUGUUUUUCAGAACAGUUAAAUAGCAAGAUGCAUUUACAAGGCUGUGCUCUAGCAGUGCCUGGUCACCAACCGGCUUUCAUGUUCGGGUGACAAGAUAACAUACCUAGUCGCUUGGCCGGGCAACUUCCUUUUUGAGAUUUAACUUAGAGAUGAAAACAGUCUCACAAUAAUAAAUUUGUCUUUCCCUUUUUUGAUUUCUUGUGUUGUAUUCAAAACUUCGGUCGUUCAACUUGGUUCGAUGCGUACGUUUAACACUGACCUGCAGUGAUACAGACAGCAGUUUCUUUGUUUACUCUGUAUAGUGUCAACAAGAAGUCUUCUUAGUUCUCAUGGUUUGUAUAAUGUGCAUGAAAAGUCCCUAAUUGAAGGAGAAUGUGAACUAUAGAGGGAAAAGAGGGAAUUGGAAAAAGACUUAAUUUUUCUACAUAUAACAACCAUUUUAACUCAUAAAAAUGUGUACUGUAAAUUUUGUCUUUCUUUAUGGACUUUUGACAACAGUAUUACAAAAAAUCACAUUUGAACCUUUAUCUUUGGCAUCUGUAAAUAGGAUAAAUGCCCUAGAAACAAUGCAAGACAUUUUUAUUUGAGGGUCAAUCGGUUAUCAUAUAUUUAUUAAUGCUAUUAGAUAAUUAUAAUUAAUUAAGUUUGAUUUUUUUUGUUUUUGUCCGGACCACCAAGCUGGACCUCUGGGCAACCUAGCCUACAAGGUUGGGUGCCCGAAGGGCUCCCUAGAAUUUUUGUUAGAGCACAGCCUUGGUUUACUUAAUGUUGCAAGGAAACAAUUUAUUGAUCUUUUGAAACCAGUACUUCUGAAUUUAAAAAUGUUUCAGGAAUUUAUUUUAAAAAACAGAAAUGUAACAAUGAGAUGCACACUGAGUCUUUUUCGAAAGAAUAACCUGUUAAAGUUAAUUUUAAAAAAAUCUUAUUAUAUGUAAAUUAUUAAAUAAUUUUAAUCUUGAUUGCAGUGAAAGUGGAAAUGAAGCUUAAAGGAUAGAGAAUUGACUAACCGGAGGAACACUGUUUGAAUGGUGUAACUGGAGGCCUACCCCUUUGCUCGUUGGAUUAAGAUGGCGGCUGCUGCCUCUUCACCCUUGGUAAGCUCUGUGGAGAAGACAAAUGGAGCCAAGCUGAGCAGACUUCUCAUUGAUGGUGGAUCAACGGUUCUUAGGAGGAUUUUCGACAGUCAUCAUCCCCCAGCAUAUCUGUUGGCUGAUCUCAAUGCAAACUAUCACACUCUGAACAAUCUCUUAAGGCGGAGGGCUUUACAUAAACCUCAGUGGGACUUACUGUUCCCACCUAGUGGGGCCACACCAGACUCCAACAAAUUUGACAUCACUUUGUUAUUCCUCCUUCUAACCAACAUUUGUGGACUCUCCCCUCCUCCCUCUGGUUGGUACACUAAGCCACCCUUUAGUGAUACUUCUGUUGAGGCAAACCUUGCUCGCAUCAAGUUUUUCCGCAAUGAGUUGUACGGUCAUGUUACCAGUACUGGUAUUAAUACACCUACUUUCUCUGCUCUGUGGCUGGAAAUUGGUGCUGUUCUUGCUGCUCUUGGUUUGCCUCAGGCGGAAAUUGAUAGAUUGAAGGCAGAGCGUUGUGGGGAGGAAGAAUUCAUUGACGUGUUGUUUGACUGGGCUGAAAGUGAAGAGGAUAUCAAAUCACAGCUGAAGGACAUACGUCAGACUCAACUAGAAGGUCAGAAAGCAAUUCAGGAUAUCAAGGUAAUAGUGGAAGAUGUACUUAAGUGCCAAUCUGUAGCUGUUACACAGAAAACUAUUGACGAAAAACGCCAGACCCAACUAGGUGAUCGUGAGACAGUGCAAGGUAGCAACGUUAAAAAAGUGAAGUGGCAAGAAGACGUGGAAGGUCAAAGAAAAAAGUACAGAGAAGACGGCAUACUCAAAAAACUCGCAAAGAUUGACACCAUGAAAAAUGUAAGAUAUCACGCAGACAGAUGCGUAGAGGGAACCCGUUUGUCAAUCUUUUCCAAAGUCGAGAGUUGGUUAUAUGACAGAAGUUCUCCAAAUCGUGUGAUGGUGAUCAGUGGAAAUGCUGGGAUGGGGAAGUCUGUAAUCUCAGCUGUCAUGUGUAAAAAAAUGCAAGCGGUUGGACGGCUAGCUGGAAGCCACUUUUGUCAGCAUGACAGGUCGCGCCAGAGGAAUCCCAAGGUGAUGCUACAGUCCUUAGCCAGUCAGCUCUGUGAUUCUCUGCCAGACUACAAGGAAGCUCUCGUGGGAAAGCUGUCAAGAAAUCUGGGUGUGGAGAUAAACAACAUGGAAGUAAAGGAUCUGUUUGAAGUGCUGUUUGAGGAACCUCUAGCCAGCUUGAACGACCCUGGUUUAACCUAUCUGAUGGUAAUAGAUGGAUUGGACGAAAGCGAAUUCCAAGGAAGAAAUGAGCUACUAGAUGUAAUUGCUAAUUACUUCCAAAAUCUUCCACCGUGGAUUCGAUUUCUGGUGACAACGCGACCGGAAAGAAACAUAGAAGAAACGUUAAGGAAUUUGCACCCCCUGCAGCUGGAUCCAAACAUUAAAGAGAACUUGAAGGAUAUUUACCUUUGCUUAGAAAUGCAAAUCGGCCAUUUAUUGCAAUCUGAGCAUCGAGAAAACAUCUUGAAAGCACUUGUUCAAAAGUCAGAAGGAGUCAUGCUAUAUGCUCAUUACCUAGAGGAUUUCAUAAAGAAGAAAGUCCAAUUGGUAACCCCUGAACUGCUGGACAACAUCUUACCAUCAGACAUUUCGUCUGUAUACCAGUCGUAUUUCAAGCGACUGGAGACUGAACUUUGUAAGGAACUUGACCUCACGGAAGACCAAUUUUUGACAUUUCUGAGUGUGGUCGCUGCCGCAAGAGAGCCUUUACCACUCGGUUUUGUUUCUAAAUUGUUGCUACCAGGUAGAUCGAGAACAGUGGCUCAGCGAAAAGUAAAUGCAGCAAUUGCCUGUGUCUCGGCACUUCUACCCCUUCAAGACGAGUGCAUUCACUUCUUUCACAAGUCAGUCAAAGACUGGUUGAUUGAAAAAUCUAAUUACGGACAGCAUCACUUCAUUGUGGACGAAAAAGAAGGCCAUGAAGUCCUUUCUAAGCUCUGCAUUGAUGAGUUUGAUGAGGUGAAACGAAAAGGUCUUGACGGCGCACAGUUCCCUGACACUACAAAGUACGCUCUGAGACAUGGAGUUCAACACUUGCUACAACUAGAGGAUGGAAGAGUAUGCAGCCUUGAGGAGGUUGUUAAGAAAUUUGUCUUGGACGUAGAGCUUGUGUACGCAAAGUUGUGUGUGAAUGUUACAGCGGCUUUUGAAGACAUUGUUUGCGUCCAGAAGCAAGUGGGUAUCGAAGAACUUCAGAGGGUCCUUAACACUUUGUUGGUCUUGUUAAGAAAGCAUCUCGGGACAUUAGAAAAGCUUCCCCACAACAUCUUUCAAAUCUUGUUAAACGAAGGAGGACGUGAACUUUCAUCUGAAGCUUCACACCUUUUAGAGACUAAAUAUUCUGAAAUGGUGUAUAUGGAAUACUUGCAAAAGGAGGAUUUGCAAGGGCGUGUUCAAUUCAAAUUUGAGUGUUCAGCUACCGUAAUUUGUUUUGAUGUUUCACCACAGUUAGACUACAUGGUAUGUGAUUGCUUUGAUAACACGAUACAGCUAUGGUCGAUCCAUACUGGCAAGCAGCUAUGGAAACGAAAUGUCACGGAAACGAAAGAUUACUACUUCGAGUAUGAUGACAAUGACUUUCUUCCUAUCUACGAAGCAUAUAAGGGAACCAAAAGUCACUGCGUCAACAACCAGUAUGAUGACGAUGAUCGGCCAUGUCCUCCCAAGUCAGUUUACCGCUCAGUAGUGUUUCAUCCUACGGAGGACCUUGUCUUACCAGGAAUCCUCAGCCAUGCCUAUACGUUUGACGGGGACCUAAAACCACUUUUCCUUUCUAGCAAGUGCCGUUUCUGGGUUUGUUCAAUUUCUGCAGAAAAGACCAAGAUGUUAACUGAUUGCCCCAAUGAUGCUAAAUCAAUUAUCAUGUGGAGUCUGAAAGAUGGCUCACAGAUGAAUCGUUUUUCAUGGAGUGACGAUAUUGUGUCAUUUGCUUGGUCUCGCGAUGGAAGACUGGUUGCAAUUUCUGACCUUUCUGGUUCGUUAACGUUGGUUGACGUAAUGGAUGAUUAUAGAACUCUAGCACAGACGGCUCUUUCAGAAGUAUGCGGAAUGAUAAAGUUCUCCCCUGACUGUCGAUGUCUGUAUUCUUUGGUUUUCAACAGUGCUAGGUGCCAUCUCUUUCUUUUAGACGUCAACAUGGAAAAUGGCGGCGACUUUUCUUUAGAUGUUUUGCCUAAUGAAGUGUCUUAUCACCCCUGGGAAUUUGAAUCGUGUAGUGAGACCGGAUUUUUAUUAGGAGAUCCUUUUUGGUUUCCAUCUGGAGGAGAUACCAUCUUCUCACGGGAACCUGACAGACCUGGACUUGCUUUUGUACUCAAUGAAAAAUCUGUAUUGACCGUUGCUUGUGGUGCCAGCACCAUAGAGAUGUCGCAGCUUGGUGAACUGACGAAAGACAGUGCCAGAGUUUCAAUAACUACUGCGAGGGAAGUCGUAUUAUCAUUGAAUGGUGACACUCUGUUUGUUAUCACAACAACAGAUCGCAGUCCAGCAACACUUACGGCUUGGGACAUUUCAAGUGGUUUGGUCAAACAUGCAAUAAAAAUUUUUCCUCACCCUAGUUGGUUCCGUCAAUAUAAUCUUGUCGCUGUAAGGGAAGGUGUUCUGUUGCAAACCAGUCGCCACGUCCUUGAGCUGUGGAAUUUUGAGUUGUCUGAGUGCAUCCGAAGUUGGACUGACUUAGGAGACAUCACUGGAGUAAUCCCCAUAUCAGAAGAACAAGUGGCCUUUGAAGUAAACAGCGCCUGUACAGAAGAGAGCAAAGUCAUCAUUGUGGAUACAACUAGGGAAGGCAUUGUAUCAACAAUUACUAUUCACGGGAAGUUCGUUGGAUGUAACAGUAAAUGUCACGUGAUAUCCGCUGCUCAUGGAAAGUUGCAGAUGCAAUGUGGAGACAAAGUACUCUGGAAGAUAUCCCAGCUUUUCACAAACUUUGACUUUUCUCGAUACAAGACAUUUUCUCCUACUGAACAUUAUUACGUAUUUGCUGCACAAAAGAGCUUUCCCGACACGGCCUUAUACGUCCUCGAUGUAGUUUCAGGAAAAACACUCUGCACACUACAACCACGUACUGAUCACCCCCCGAUUUUUGGCAGCCUUGAUUGCAAGUUUGUUGGUGAGGAGGAGUGCAUUACUUGCUUCACUGUUUUAUUUGGCGGUCAUUUUCUUCAGCUGUUUAAUGUCAAGUCAGGUGACCUGCUGAGUGAAAUUGCUAGGGAAAGCCCUGUGUACAGUUUAGCAGCUUGUCCUCGUGAGCGUCUUAUCGCCGUUGGCUUUGAGGAUUCCAAUGUGAAUUUCAGAGUUCUUCGGGUGAAGUUGCCAGGAGAUAAACACAACAGAAAGAACAAAAGGUCAGGUUUUAUUAAUAAGGAACAAAGUUACGAUACAAUGACUUCAACCGAAUCACCUGAGAGAUUUUUACCAAUUACAGCACGAUUUUCCAACAACAAAAUCUAAGUUGACCUCACCAUUCAAGUUUGAGUAGCGCAGUUCUUAACCCUUGGAACGGACGACUUUGAUUGGUUGGUAACUGGGUUCAAAUUUCGUUGACUCCGCGAACAGCAUCAGAAGCGAGCGAUACAAAUAAUUUCAGUUAAACCUUGCGCGUAGAAAACAAUGCUUAACGGUCCAGCGACAGAAAAACGAUAAUUUUGAAGAAAUAAUUUGCAACUCCACGGAAAAGUCUGAUCCUGUGACGAAAACAAUUUAGAAUUCAGCAAUAAACAGCCCCCCUGGGGGACCUCCAUACGAAAAGGUCGGAAAAUGAAUUAAACCUGUAAGGCGCGGCUCAGGUUUUAUUUGACGCCUAAAAGAUACCACCAAAACAGAAUUGGCCAGAUUACCAGUUGCUGUUCAGGACAAGGAUCCCGCACUACUAGACCGGACUCGAGAGACCGGUGGAAAUCGUGCCUAAAAACGGAAAUGAGAGCAUUUCUUUUAUUAACAUAUUUUGGGGUGCACCCUAAAAAUUACUUUGAUAGAUAAAAAUAGUGGCGUUUCGCCCUGAAAACCCUAAAUGAGACCAGAAUCCUUGAUUUAUACCCCUAAG